Syngnathoides biaculeatus (alligator pipefish) is the source of this 4690-nucleotide messenger RNA. RefSeq names its product shisa family member 4 (gene shisa4). The transcript is spliced from 5 exons. The record is from RefSeq and is a predicted model, not a curated record. Lineage: Eukaryota; Metazoa; Chordata; Actinopteri; Syngnathiformes; Syngnathidae. The coding region runs from base 558 to 1193 and encodes 211 amino acids.
AUUUUUUUCCAAGUAUGCCAGAGACCAUUCCUGAUUAAAUAUUGCGAAAUGGGUUGUAGAUUUCAUUUUCAUUCAUUUUUUUUUUCUCACUAGAAUUAAAAUCCACCCCGUGCUAUGCACUACUGCGCUAUAUUUAGGGGAGUCGACGUGUUCAACUGCCUGCACCGGAUUGGCUUGGUGCGUUCACUGCACGAGUACAUUCGACCAAAUUUGUAUUAAUUGACGUUUGAAAGAGAAUUACCCGUUGAGAGUGUGAUCACAGGCUUGAAGAACAAUAUCAGAAAAUCUGACGACACCGUUGAUCACCAGCUGUAUUGACGGGACUUUAGUUCUGGAGUUGUGGUGGUGAUUGGCGACAUAUCCGACAUUUUCUCGCGUGCACUUGAAAGCAUCACGACCAUCCGAGCGGAGGGUUGAACGGCGUCACAGUCAUCUCGUGUGUCAUUUUCGACGGAUAAACCACCUCAGCCGACUUCCAAGCCCGGAUCAUGACUGACUACACCUGUUAGCCGUCAAUUCAUCUGUGUAUCGCCUCGUUCUUGCAGACGGGACGAGAAAUGGCGUUCCACACUGGCACCAGCGCGUCGGUUGCGGCGUCGACGACGACCGUGUUAGCGUUACUAACCGUGGUCUGCUCCUCUCCGGUCGGGGCCAACGAGGACUGCCUGUGGUACGUGGACAAGAAUGGCACGUGGCACAAUGGCUUCGACUGCCCGCUCAUCACCUUCUGCUGCGGCAACUGUCAGCGACGCUACUGCUGCUUGGACGCCUUCAAGAUGAUCACGGAGCGUGAGCAGAAGCGCUGCAUGCUCUUCCAAUUCAGUCCGACAACAUUAGCCGGCAUCGCCUCGUCCAUCCUGCUCUUCGUGGCCAUUAUCGCCACCAUGGUGUGUUGCUUCAUGUGUUCCUGCUGUUAUCUCUACCAGAGACGGUUGCAGCGGGGCCGGACUCCUUAUGACCCCCAGCAGAUCCCGAUGGCCAGCUACCCCGUGGAGCCGCUGUACGACGCCUACGGAAAACCACUUGGACCGUCCGAGUAUCCCCACCCGGGCUAUCCUAUGGCGCCCCAGUAUCCGGGAAUGCCCUCUCAGUACCCCAUUAUGCAGUCCGGACACUAUCCCCCUCCCCAUAUGGAUCCUGCUUACAGCCAAGCUCCUCCACCGUACUCUCCUCCGCAGUAUCCUGGCCAAUGAUCAGAUAAACGUGCACACACACACACACACACACAUGCACGCAUGCGUGCACAUACACGCACACACAACAUGCGGUCAAUGGCAGCAAUGAGGGGAAAAAUGGACUUUUAAAAGAAGGAAAGCAGCAACAUUUCUCACACACACCUCAACAGACAAAUGCUUCGGUGUUCAUCCAGCAUAAAGAUGAUGAUGGGGUUUUUUUUUGCAGCAGGUAACAUUUCUGCUAGAUUAAAUGACAGUGUGGUUUUUGCACAGGGCGUGGUCAGCCAUUUUCAAGACUUUGUGUGACGGAAGGUGCCGUGACUGAACAGAAAGCCGCCUCGUUAACACUACAUGGUUUUAAUUUUGUCAUAUUGUGAAAUUGUUUUGUUGAACAAAAGGGGAAAGUGCAUCCAGAUAUUUGGCAGGCUAAAUGUUUGGAUGAGUCCUACGACUAUUGGAAUCAGGGUAUGUACAGUACAGUGUGACAUCCCUUUCUAUUUCCCCCCCCCCAUUUAUCCUUUUCCAAAUACACAUUUGACACUUGAUAAGUAGUGUUAAUGUGGCACGAGGCAACAUGCUAGCUCAUAUCUGUGACUGAUCCAGAAAUAUGAUUACAUAAUGUGCGUUUGUUUUUUUUGCUUUGUUUUUCAUGUGAUUAAAACAUGCAAUUGCCAUGCAAGUGAUGCAUGUUGGAUUGACAAAAAAAAAAAGAAAAUAGAAAAAAAAACAAGAGGUUGUAUUUGCUAUAAGAACGUGUUAAAAAUACCACACUGAAAAGAAAAAAAAAUGGCAAAAUCUAUUUUUUUUUUUUGAGAAAAAAGGUAAAGGUUGUAUCCCAUGUAUUAAGAAACUUUUGUCGAAAAUUGUAAUUUUAAUUGAAGAAAGUUAUGGUACAAGUCAAAACGCUACAAGAAUUCCAAGUCUUUUGCCAAAAUUGAAAGUUGUGUUACAACAAUACCAUAAAUGUAACAAGAAAAACGUGGUAAAAUUCCAAGAUUCAACCAAAAUUUGCUGCUGGAUUAAAAAAAUAUUAUUUUUGUGUGCAAAUAAAGUCAGAGUAUUAAGAGUUAAUUUAACAAAAUUAUCACAAGAACAACGUGUAAUUUUUGUGAUUUUAAAAAAUGUUACAACUAACAAAAAAAUUACAAUAGAUUUUAAUAUUACAAUUAUAAUUUUACUGGGGGGGAAGUCAGUCUGUUGUAAUUUUACAGUGAAAUUAACAAUGAAAUUUGGAUUUUUCUAAAAAGCUGUAAUUUUACAUGAAAAAAGUCAAAACACUAUGUGAUAUGAAGAGUUGGAAUUAUUACCCUGCGAUACCUAUUCCAGAAAAGAAGUAUUAAUUUUGCAACCAAUAAAGUUUUCAUUUUACUUGAACAAAAGUAAUUUUUGCUUGAAAAUCCGCAAUGGUAAAUUGUCAUUUCUUUUAUGAGUAGUUGAAAUUUGACUCAAAUAAAAAAAUAAAUACCAAAUUGUUGUUUCAUAAGAACAUCACAAGAAAGAUGUAAUAUUUAAGUCUUAAGAGUCCAAUUUUUUUUUUGUGCUCAAUUUCAAAAACCCCAAAAAACAAAAAGGUAUAGUUGUGACCUUUGAACUGCUAUUUUCUUUCCAGUGUGGUGCUGCUAAAGCCGGUACGUAUGCCAUGAUUGCUGCUCGAAAUAACUUGUGGUUUUGAUGCUACUUUGAAUCUUGUCGUUAGUUGAAACGCUGCAUUGUUUUCCAUACGUUGCUGGACGCUAACGUUUCUUUUAGCUGCACCGUGUAACAUCUGACCAGUGUCGGCAUGCUCCCAACUUCCUUUCCUUUCCAAAACGAAGUAGAACUAUAUUUGCAUUGAUGUCAAUGUAGGAUGUGUUAGCGUGAUGUCCAUGGUGAAUAUUUACUGUUAUGUUUAUUAUUAGUUCUGGUGUAACAUAUCAGGUCGAGGGAGUUGGCGGUCGUUUACGCUGCUUUGAAUUUUUGAACUGGACGCACAACAUCCCACCGCCCCUGUCACCGUGAAACAAAAGCUGUAUUUACGCUGCAAGGUCCAAGUGGCACCCCCGAUAUUUAUGUCGAAAAGAAAGGGGCGGGCGCUAUUGGUUAUCUUCACGUUGGACUCAAAUCUGGAUUAAAAUGGGAUACAUAUUGGAUAGCUUUUGGUUUGAGUGCAAUGUGAAAACAGAUGGGAUAUGCUUCCAUUUUCUGAGCCGCUUAUCCUCACAAGAGUGCCGGAGCCUAUCAGUUAUCAUCAGGCAGGAGCCGGGGUACGCCGUGAACUGGCACACAGAGACAAACAAGAGUCGCACUCUCAAUCGCACGUAGGGGCAAUUUAGAGUGUCCAAUUAAUGUUGCAUGUUUUUGGGAUAAGGGAGGAAACCCACACACCCACAUGGAGAACACUCCACACAGGCGGGCCCGGGAUUUGAACCUUGGUCCUCAGAACGCUCCAUAGCUGCACCACCAUGCCCCCACAGAUAGGAUUAAUGUCACAAAAUGGUGGCAAAGCACAGAUCAGAAGACAAAAUGGGUAUUCCGUUAGGACUGAUUUAUUUACUCCGCAACAACACAGACCAACAAUUAUUAGAAAAACAUAAACACCAUGCAUCUAACAUGUACACAGUCGUUAUCCUUUGUCAUAUAAAUGACUAUUCGGUUGUUAAAUUAAUCAACAGAAAGGAACCAACUUCACAUGAGGCUCAAUUAUAGCAUGGGCUAGCCCGCUCAUCUAAAUUAACUGAAAUGUAAUCAUGUGGGAACACAAAAAUGUCGACUACAAUUUUACACAAACGGUACUGCGUCAUGAAACACUCUGCGGUAUUUUCUCUGUUAUAAAUGUUGGCAAAAGAGAUUCCUGAGAGAAGCAACCGCACAAGGUGCGUUCGCCGCCAACGAUACAAACGCAGACACGAAACGCCGUCAGUGAAUUAAACCUAGCGACGGCGACAGUAUUUCCCCAGAUGGCGCCAAAGUAAUACUUUGUUUGCCCUGCAUGCAGAAAUAGAAAAUGAGUUUUUCAACAAAUAAUACAAAGAUGUGUUCCAAAAUUGGAACGGACUCUUGGACAUGCAGCGUAAAUCCACUUUCAUAGUUUAACGGUUGAAAUCCAUAUUUUGGAAUCCCGUACCUCAUCUGCUUUGCUGUGUUAUAAUGAGAUCUUAUUGAGACUUAAUGCAAACAAUACUUUUGCUUUACAAUGUAAUAAAAUGUACCUCUUGUAGCCAGUUUUUAGGCUAUCCAGCUAAUUUUUAGGCUAUCCUAUCCAACACAUCCGGGAAUGGGAAGAAAGGAAGAAAAAAAAAAAAGACUCCAAUGUUGAUGGCCCUUAUGUUUGUUAGACAAACUGCAUUUUCCUCCUAAUCGAGCCUUGACUCAUUCUGUCUUUUAAUCAUAUUUGCGCAAACUGUGUAAUGUUGGUAGUUACUGAGCCAUUAGAAAGCACACUGGAAAUGUUUCAACGCUUUCACCUGUACUCCACUUCAUGAAUUCUUCUUCCAUGGCUUUUUUUGUUUGUUUGUUUUUCCUCUGAUUGUGUGUGU